Hydra vulgaris (swiftwater hydra) is the source of this 965-nucleotide messenger RNA. Its product is annotated as serine/arginine-rich splicing factor 6. Gene Ontology annotation, molecular function: mRNA binding. Gene Ontology annotation, cellular component: cytoplasm; nucleus. The record is from RefSeq and is a predicted model, not a curated record. Lineage: Eukaryota; Metazoa; Cnidaria; Hydrozoa; Anthoathecata; Hydridae.
UUUCUUCUUUUAUAUAACCUCGCAUCGUUCUUUUUAAUCGGCACCCUGAUUCAAAGCUGGUGGGUGAAAAGUAAAGAGGUUUACCAACGAUGAGUAGUAGAGAUAACCCAAACAGGAAUCGGAUUUUUGUUGGACGUUUAAAUCCUGAAGCCAGAGUUAGAGAUCUUGAAAAUUUUUUCAAAGAUAAUGGGUUUUCUCGUCUGAAAGACGUAAAUAUUAAACUGGGAUAUGCAUUUGUCGAGUUUGAAGAUAAAAGAGAUGCAGAUGAUGCAGUUUAUGAAUUAGACAGAAAAGAGUUUUUUGGUUCAAGACUUACUGUUGAACAUGCAAAGCAUGGUCCAAGAGCUGAUAUGGAUAAGCGUGAUGGUGACAGACGAAAAGGACAUGAAAAUGACAGGGGCAGAGGGAGACCAUACAAUACAGAAUGGAGAUUAAUUGUUACCAACUUGUCAUCUAGAGUAGGAUGGAUGGAUUUAAAAGACUAUUUUCGAUCUGCUGGGGAAGUAACUUUCACUAAAGCAAAUAAAGAAAGAGUUGGAGAAGGGGUUGUUGAGUUUCGUUCAUAUAGAGAAAUGAAAAGAGCUCUUAAGAAAUUUGAUGGCUCUGAGUUUUUUGAUCGCCGAAUUAAACUUAUUGAUGAUUCUCCUGGUCCUCCAAGAGAUUACUCUGGUUCUCGAAGUCGAAGCAGAAGUCGUCAUCGUUCUCGUUCUAAAAGCAAAAGCAGUCGAAGUCGCUCCCCAAAAAAACGUUCAGUCAGCCCAAAGCAAUCUAGGAGUCGAAGUAGGUCACGUAGUCGGAGUAGAUCACGAAAGGUUCGAUCAAGAUCUAGAGAUCGCGUAACCCGAUCUAAAUCAAGUGAUAAAGCUUUAAAUGGAGAUGAUUAAUAAUUUUUUUGCUUUUAUGCUUAUUUCUGUAAAUAAAUAACAAACAUGUUACCUCAAAAACAAAAAAAACUUUUAUAAAUA